AUGCAGAGCGCACGUCCCGCUGGCAAUGGCCAGCCCCCAGUCAAGAUAUACAACGCGGUCUACUCCUCAGUCCAGGUAUACGAAUGCAUGAUAAGAGGGAUCGCAGUCAUGCGCCGCCGCGCUGAUUCCUACGUGAACGCGACUCAAAUCCUGAAAGUCGCGGGCGUCGACAAAGGGCGUCGAACCAAGAUUCUCGAGAAGGAAAUCCUUCCAGGGACGCACGAGAUUGUGCAGGGAGGGUAUGGGAAGUAUCAAGGGACCUGGAUCCCCCUUGACCGAGGCCGUAGCAUCGCUGCCCAGUAUGGAGUAGCUCCUCUGCUAGCUCCCCUCUUCGACUUUACGCCGAGCACGAACUCUCUCGCGCCUCUUCCUGCGGUUACAUGCCCCCGAUGCCAUCGUCGCUCGCGCCCCCCACCGAUCAUGCCAGGUUCUGCUCUGCGCUUGCUCAACCAGGGACGCGCUCAGGGACUGUUUACCCCCUCGACCUCUGGCAUGUCUCCUAGCAUGGGUCGCCCCGGGUCGGGGUUCAACUCGCCGAUUCCGUACUCCUCAAGCUUCACAGCAGGGCAGUCCCCCUUCUCUGCUUCGUCGCAGACGCCUCCACCUGCCCAGUCGCUAAAGCGACACCGCUCAGAGGCUGAUGUGGAUGGGUCAGUUACCCCUACGCAGCCGCCUAUGUCUUCAUCUCAGCCGCUACCCCUCGACGCGCCUAUCGACAUACAAAUGUCGGAUGCGCGAACCGAGCCGGAUGACGGACCAUCUCCUAACAAGCGGGCUCGCAAGGAGCCUUCUCCCGCGCAUACGAAUGGCGUCGUCCCGUCGCGUCCGGAAUCUACGGCGCCCGCGAGCACGAAAGCUUCUUCGCCGCAACCACCUCCAGGACGCCACCCUCGCCUUGCAUCUCCGCCGGUACUCCCUCAAGCUUAUGACCCUACUUUACCGCUGAAGGGUACGCGCCAGCACACAGCCAUCGCGCGCAUCUGCCAGCUCGACGACCCCGGCCCUGUUCUCGAGGUACUGCGCGAGCUCUCGCCAGCAGCACCCGGGGGCAGCCCCGCGCGCUUUGAACCCGACGUCAUCCUAGACGAGAGAGGUCACAAUGCGCUGCACAUCGCCUCUGCGCUCGUGCAUACGCAGACGAUACGUGCGUUGCUUGACGCGGGUGCGGAUGUGCACCGGGGCAACCACCUCGGCGAAACGCCCCUGAUUCGUGCAUGUCUGUCGACGCAAGCGUACGACGGCGCCUCGAUGGACAAGCUGCUUGAGCUCCUCCAUCCCUCCAUACGCACGCUGGACACGUCUCGCAAGAGCGUGUUACACCACAUUGUCGCGCUUGCUGGCGUGGUCGGCCGCUCCCCCCAUGCGCGCUACUAUCUCGACGCGCUCUUCACGUGGAUCGCGAAGCGGGAGGACGGCGAUUACAAGAGCUUUCUUGACCUACAGGACGAGCACGGAGACACGGCGCUGAAUAUCGCCGCACGAGUGGGCAAUCGCAGCCUUGUGCGUACGCUGCUGGAUGUUGGCGCGAAUCGGACGUUGCCAAAUAAGCUUGGUCUGCGUCCGGGCGACUUUGGCAUAGAGACAGAGGAGCUUUCGGUUGGCAAGUCGGAAGAUAUAUUAGCGGGUCUGCGUGCUGGGCCGCCAGUGCCCGUGCAGAAAGCUCAGGACGUCAUUGCAGAUAUGACCGCGAUGAUCCAGGCAUUGAGUGCAGAUUUCCAGGUGGAAAUCAAGGCGAAGCAAGACUCGCUCGACCUGACGCAAGCACACCUACGCGCUGGCACCCGCUCUCUCGCUGAGCAGCGAAAGACGAUUGCGGCGACGCAGGCUCGCUGUGCAGAGCGCGAGCAUAUUGCUGCGAAGGUGCGCAGCGUGCAGCGCGCGUUUGUCGAUGAGGACGGCUUCGACUGGACCGGGCGGGACACGGACCCACCAGAAGAAGGCAGCAACGCGAUGGACGUCGACUCUUCAGCGAAAGGAAAGGAGAAGGAGACGAAGAGCGUUGUGAGCUCUGCCUUCAUCUACCGAGGGCGGACGGCGUCGAUUGCGGGGCUUCCCGCGCCUGCGCAUCCUGCGGAGUUCGACGCGGACCCGCCGUUGCCAGCGGAGAACAGCGCGGCUGCGCUGGUGCGUAUGCGACGCAUGCGAAUGUGGCACGAGCGGAUGGAGGGGGUUAUUCAAGCGCGAAUGGACAAGUUGAAGGGCGCGGGGGCUGAGAAGGAGGUGCUAUGUCGGCGGAUUGUGGCACUCUGUACUGGAACGCCGGUGGAGGAGGUUGAAGAGCGAUUGGGCGAUCUCCUCAUUGCGCUGGAGAGCGAGUCGCAGGUGAUAGAUGUGGCGCGCGUGUCCGGCUUCUUGCAGAAGGUGCGGGAUGGGCAAGUGGGAUGA
This is a messenger RNA of Schizophyllum commune H4-8, 2385 nucleotides long. RefSeq names its product apses-domain-containing protein. Gene Ontology annotation, cellular component: MBF transcription complex; SBF transcription complex. Bases 1 to 2385 code for a protein of 794 amino acids. The record is from RefSeq and is a predicted model, not a curated record. The transcript has 5 exons. Lineage: Eukaryota; Fungi; Basidiomycota; Agaricomycetes; Agaricales; Schizophyllaceae. Gene Ontology annotation, molecular function: DNA binding; protein binding; transcription regulator activity.